AUGAUUACAUUAUUUUCCAUAUUCUUAUAAUAAUGCUUAGCUGAAAUUCUGAUUUAAAAUUUGGUAAAUACAACUAAAGGAAUAUAAAGAACCCCUUUAAAUUAUUUUUGUGAAAAUCUGCUUCCAUAAAAUAACCUCAAAAUAUCAGUCACUUAAUAGUCUUCAGAAAUGCCAAUAUUGGCGAUUUGUUAAGAUAAGCUUGAGAAUAUUGAGAAUUUUGAACACCUACUUGAUUCAUCUAAUGAUAGAUCAAAUGGUUGUUUAUUAGACUACAAUGCUUACGUAUUAAAAAACAAGACUUAAAUCAUCUUUCUGUCUCACAACGAAUACCCAACUUUAGUAUCCAAAUAUUACAAAAUUUUUCAUAUUGAAAGAAACCAAUGCAAUGCAAUUAUAUAUUCCACUACUUACUCAGAAUACAUUUUGACCAUUGAAUCUUUCGAGAUCAAUGAAUGCGCAGAGUAAAUGCAAUUAUUAUAUUAGGGAUUGCAAAAAUAAAGGUGUUUGUGUCAAAGGCUUUUGUCAAUGUUCAAUAGGAUUUGUUGGAUAUGACUGCUCUAUUGCAGCUACCAAUAUAGAAUAAAAUAGUUAUUUUUUUGGCUUUUAAGUCCAGUAUUUGGAUUUAAUCGCCUUAUAGUCAGUAGAUUAUACAAUUGAGUUAAAUUCUGAUAUAUCUUAUUCAAUAUAAUGUUAUUCGAACUCAUCGCGUUUGUUUAUGCCUCAUUAGAUAGGGAAAACUCUGAAGAUUGAAGAAAACCAAAUCAAUUUAUGCAAGGAACAAACAUUAAUAUUGGAGCAAUUCACAAAAAUUAAUUUUUACUCCUAAUUUAUUGUUGUAACUAACACCUCAGAUAUUGUCUAAUAUUCUGAAUACAACACUGAAUAACCAUCGAGCUUAAUAGUUAUAAUAGUAUUGACAACCAUCUUAAGCCUUAUGAUUAUUUCAAGUCUUGUAUGUUACAUUCUCAAAAAGAAAAGUAGCGUCAAAGAGUAGACUAAAGUCAAUCAAAUUGAAUAUUUCAUGCCUGUUUAACAAUUUCUAUCAGUAACAGACAGGAAAUCAUCUUGUAAAGAUGAAAAGUUUUGUUCAAUUUGUUUAGAGCAGUUUAAGCCUGACAGUAAUGUUAGAAUCACUUAUUGUGAACACAUUUUUCAUGUAAAUUGCUUGUAAAACUGGAUGAGAAAGAGUAGAGUAUCAUUUUCAUUUAAAAAUUAGGUCUGUCCUUUGUGCCGAGCUUCUCUAGAUACAAUUACGAUUUAAUCAAAGAAAAAUGACUUGAAGAGUCCUCAAAAAACUCAUAUUUUACAAUAAUUAAGUUAACAAUAAAAAAAUGAUGGUUCUCUGACUUCUAUUGAUGGAAGUCUUACAUAUCACUCACCAGUUACUAAGCAGCUUGCAGUUGUUAAGCACUCAAAAUUCCUAAAAUGAAUUUAUCAUUGAUCUUCA
This is a messenger RNA of Paramecium octaurelia, 1447 nucleotides long. The record is from the annotation of a GenBank genome assembly. Lineage: Eukaryota; Ciliophora; Oligohymenophorea; Peniculida; Parameciidae.